UCUGAUCUCACAGCUCGUCCUUGUUUGGCCUCAGCUGCAUCAGAGCGCCACUUCUCCCCAGGUUCACCAGAGGAAACACCACUGAACUAAAUGCUUUUCCUCCCAGCUGCUGCUCUGUGCUGUUUCCUACGCGCGCUGGCUGCCAUGGCAACACAGCUGAUUCAGGAUGAUUUAACAUUGUCCAGGAGAGUUGGUGGAUACGUCUCCUUCAACUGUCGAGGCACUGAGCAGUGUGACCUACCUUAUGUAUUCUGGUACCAGAAGAGAGACACAGAAACAUUCACACUGAUUCUGUAUAUUAGGAGGGAUACUGGUGUCAUAGAGAAGGAGAGAUACAAUCAUCCUCAGAAAGAUGAUUUCUCAGCUGUGAAUAUACAGAACGGCUGUAAGUUGCAGAUCCAGAAGGUUAAACUCGAUCAUUCAGCCACCUACUACUGCUCCUGUUAUAAGGAUGUUCCCCACAGGUACGGAUGGUACUACAUCUUUGGCUCUGGAACUACAGUGAUUGUCACAGAUGAGCCGGUAGUGAAGCCCGUGGUGAGCGUGUACCCAGCAGCAUCCAGAGCCCACCUGGAGGGGAAGAGCGCCCUGCUGUGUCUGGCCUCAGCCAUGUUUCCUCCUCUGGUCCAGUUCUCCUGGAAAAGACAAAAGGAGAAUGGCCCUCUGGAGGAGCUGCCCCCUGUUGAGGGACAGCAGCUGGAGAUCAGAAAGUCGGGAUGCACCGCCUCCAUCUUGUUGAUCCACCAGCAAGAGAAGAGCAAAUAUAAAUACCGCUGCAACGUCCGGCACGAGGGGGGAACAGUGGAGGCCGAAACAGAACAAGAGGUUUCUAUUCUUCCACCAUCACCAACAUCUCUUCCACCAGCAACUUCUGUCCCGUCUCAGUACCUUAGUACAGUGGAGGCCCAAACAGUGGAGGCCCAAACAGAACAAGAGGUUUCUACUCUUCCACCAGCAGCUUCUGUCCCGUCUCAGUACCUCAGUACAGUGGAGGCCCAAACAGUGGAGGCCCAAACAGAACAAGAGGUUUCUACUAUUCCACCAUCAGCUUCUGUCCUGUCUCAGUACCAAGUGAAGCUGCUCUGUCUGAUGUAUACACAGCUGAUAGUGAAGAGUCUGGUGUACUGCUGUGGACUCUCUCUGCUGAUGAUCCUCAGAAACAAGGGACCGUCCACCAACUGAACACAUGCUGACUGACUGUUUUCUGCUCACCUUUUCUCGCAAUCAAAUCUCAUAAA
Molecule: messenger RNA, 1238 nt
Organism: Perca fluviatilis (European perch)
Lineage: Eukaryota; Metazoa; Chordata; Actinopteri; Perciformes; Percidae
Exons: 7
Coding region: 91-1182 (363 amino acids)
Source: RefSeq, a predicted model, not a curated record